UGAUAGUUGUGCCGGGCCGCUCGGAGUAUUGUCACUGCGGGACGCCUUGAGCAUCCCAUGGCUCUCCGGGUAUUUGUGAAGCUCAGUCAACAUUAACUUGAAUCCACCUCAACAUGUCUGAAUGGCUAACGAAAACGUUGACCUUGAACACAGGGGCCAAGAUUCCCAUUGUGGGUCUUGGGGUAUUUACUAGCAGAGAUCCUAUUGAACAAGCUAAAGCGACUCCUUGGGUCCUUACUGCCUUGCAAGCCGGUUACAGACACAUUGACACAGCAUGGAUAUACGGAACAGAGAAACCUGUUGGAGAUGCAAUCAAGGCUUCUGGGAUUCCCCGUGAAGAGCUCUUCAUUACCACGAAGCUUCCUUGGAACCACACCAAACGCGUGCAAUGGUCUAUCGAUCAGAGCUUGAAGAACGCGGGGCUAGACUAUUUUGACCUUUACCUGGUACAUUGGCCUCACAGCGUGGCGUAUGACGAGAACGAACCUAGGCCGCGAAACCCCGAUGGUCAGAUUAAACUGGAUGAAACAGGCAACUUCAACGAUACCUGGGCCGAAAUGGAGAAGGUCCUCGCCAGUGGGAAGGUUAAAGCAAUCGGACUCAGCAAUUUCUCCAUCAAGACGAUGGAAGAAUUAUUCAAGACUGCUAAAGUAAUGCCGGCUAUGCUUCAAGUCGAGAUGCACCCAUAUCUGGCACAGAAUGAGCUGUUGGCUUAUUGCAAAGAGAAGGGUAUUACUGUAACAGCAUAUGCUCCGACAGGUUAUGCAAUUGUACGUAAAGAUCCGACGGUGGGUGAGAUAGCCACCCACUAUGGAGCCACCCCUACGCAAGUUAUCCUUUCGUGGCACGUGGGUAGAGGCGUCGUAGUUAUUCCGAAGAGCGCGGAUGCUGGACGACAGAAGGAGAAUUGCCAGAUCUUGAACCUGUCAGAAGUAGAUGUGCAGAUCAUCAACGGGCUCGAAAGAAAUCAGCGCGUUUGCAACAAGCCUGACGAGUUCGGGAACGUAUCAGGGUGGUCCAUGGAAAGGCUGGGUUGGAUGUGAUGAAUUCAGACAACAGCAAAUUUGCAGUUACUUAUACA
This is a messenger RNA of Suillus subaureus, 1081 nucleotides long. Its product is annotated as reductase AKOR2. Gene Ontology annotation, molecular function: aldose reductase (NADPH) activity. NCBI's taxonomy places the organism in Eukaryota, Fungi, Basidiomycota, Agaricomycetes, Boletales, Suillaceae. Bases 114 to 1043 code for a protein of 309 amino acids. The record is from RefSeq and is a predicted model, not a curated record. The transcript has 9 exons. Gene Ontology annotation, cellular component: cytosol.